AUGAAAUAGUAAGAAAGGAGGAGGAGAGGACAAGAGGAGAAAGGAGGAGAGGAAAGCAUUCCCACGCUUUACUCUUACUAACCAGUAGAGUAAACUUUAUUAUCUCAAAGACCAAGAAAAGAAAAAUAGAGAAAAAUGAAGUUCAUCAUUGGAAUCGGAGGCGUGACCAACGGUGGGAAAACCACACUGACGAAAAGACUUGAGAAGAUACUACCAAACUGUUGUGUGGUACAUCAAGAUGACUUCUUCAAGCCCCAAGAUCAAAUAGAGGUCGGGGAGGACGGCUUUAGACAGUGGGAUGUGAUCACAGCUCUGGACAUGGAAGCCAUGGUGAACACUGUAAAAGGCUGGAUCGAGAACCCGGUGAAGUUCGCUCGCUCUCAUGGUGUGACUCUGUCACCCGUGGCUGAUGGUUCUGAUCCAGAGAGACAAAUCCACAUUCUGCUUGUCGAGGGCUUUCUGCUCUAUAACUACAAACCUCUGAUUGAGACCUUCAACAAGUGCUACUAUGUCACCAUUCCAUACGAGGAGUGCAAAAGAAGGAGAAGCACCAGAACCUACACAGUGCCUGACCCUCCCGGCCUGUUCGACGGCCACGUGUGGCCCAUGUACUUGAAACACAGGAUAGAGAUGGAAAACAACUGCAGAGUUAUUCAAUAUCUGGAUGGUAUGAAGUCAAAGGAAGACAUCUACAACCAGGUAUACGAGGACAUCCAGAACAGUCUGUUGAAUAGCUAAUAGCGGGUCCAGAUCACCUGAAGCUGCCUGUGUAUAGAAUUGUAAAUAGUAGUUGAAGUGAGAGCGCCUUCUGCCAUUGAGUGAAUCCUGUAAAUAUGAUCAAAGAAAUAACUUAUUUUUUGAGCCAGUGGCUGAAGCCUGGAAUUUUAUAUCGCCUUACUGUAUGUAGUUGUUUCUUUUAUAAAUAUGUAAAGAAGAGGAGUCUGGCUGGACGGCUGUAUAACGCGAUGCUAACGACGUUUUGUCAGCAUAUGUUAUACUGUGUAGGAGUUGAAACAAAAGAACUGAUCCUCAUUGAAAGACAUUCAAAUUCAA
Astyanax mexicanus (Mexican tetra) is the source of this 1053-nucleotide messenger RNA. RefSeq names its product nicotinamide riboside kinase 2 (gene nmrk2). The transcript is spliced from 8 exons. The record is from RefSeq and is a predicted model, not a curated record. The coding region runs from base 136 to 738 and encodes 200 amino acids. NCBI's taxonomy places the organism in Eukaryota, Metazoa, Chordata, Actinopteri, Characiformes, Acestrorhamphidae. Gene Ontology annotation, cellular component: cytoplasm.